UUAAAGGUUAUGAAGAACAAGCAUACAUUUCUUGCUGCUAAUUGGCUUUUGGUAGGGAGGGAAUACUUAACAAGGAAGAAAAAUUGUAGGCUCUAGCUCCUUUUCACAGGUUUGGUUAUCUUACUUGUGUAUUGUUACAUUCUUAAUUGAUUUUGUUAUUGUUUAAAGGAAACAUCCAAGUGAUUUAAGAUAGUGGUAAGGAAAGUAGUAGGCUUGCUAAUACACUCAGUCACAAAAGGUACACUGUCCUCUGCUUUUAAAAUGGCUUAAAAUAUAUGUAGUUAAGGGAGCUUGUGAGGUCCCCAAUGGUUUGCUGCAUGAAAAUUCACAAAUCAAAGCAAAGAAAAAGGUACUCAACGGGCCCAUAUGUUACAUAAAGAUAUGUUUUUUCUUAACUUUCACUUGCUCUUGCCUCCUCUCUCUCUCUCUACGUGGACACCUACGUAUGUAUAUUGUUGCUUUGUGUUGCUUCAUCUUUAAAUAGGGCCAAUCACGGAUUUGUCUUCCAAGGUAUAUAAAAACAACCUAAAUGCUUGUUUUUUGCUUCCCAUUUCGCUUUCCCCUUUUUUGAGCCUCUUCUGUCCAAAGAUAUCUCUCUCUAUUUAUGUGACAGUCACUUCACCAACAUCAUGGAUGUUCUGCUCAGUUUAUUCUUGGGUUUGGUUGGUCAGUUGUUUAUGUUAAACAGGAAGCUGUAGGGACAUAGGUUUCAGUAUGGGUGGAAAUGGCAUUAGAGCUUUGGUUGGAGUGAUUGCAUCUUUGGGUUUGAUUGUGUUUCUUCUUGUCGGUAUCUUAGCAAACUCUGCACCAAGUGUUCCAUCAUCAGAAAAUGUCAAGACUUUGCGGUUUAGUGGUAAGGAUGUGAAUCUGUUUCAUGUAAGCAAGCGAAAAGUUCCUAAUGGACCUGAUCCUAUCCACAACAGGAAAGCAGAAACUUCGAGACGGCCACCAAGAGUAUGAUAUUGACUGUAAUGUUUAUGUCAUGCGGGCUUCGUUCAUUUUCGGGUUUUUCUACCGUCUCAAGACACAGUGAAGUAUUCAACCUCUCAAUUACGUUUCCACGUCAAGAAGCUACUAUUUUUUCUGAGGCAAUCAUUAACUUCAGAUGUUAGAGAUAUGCUAUGAACUCAUAGCUUUGUGAAGUCUUGCUCUGUAGAAUUUUGGAAGGUGAAGUCUCUGCUCUCUCUUUCGUUUUGGAACAUUGUGUCUAAAGAUUGAAAAUCAUUCAGAAGAUUGUUGCUAAGAUAUUAAAGACUUCUUAAGAGUUUUUGUAAUAACAUUUGUAUUUAGUUAUUAUAGGCUUAUGUCUUUAUCUAACUCUCUGUUUCCUGUUUUCCUCAUCUUUCUUUAUUUGCCUUUUGUUUUAGAAUCUGUUAACUUUAAAGUUUGCUUUUUUAUGUUUCCUCUGGCUAAAGCAAAAAACCAUUAAACUAAAGUUGCUCCAUUUUCAAAAAU
Arabidopsis thaliana (thale cress) is the source of this 1455-nucleotide messenger RNA. It is a transcript of the gene CLE25, whose product is annotated as CLAVATA3/ESR-RELATED 25. The transcript has 2 exons. Gene Ontology annotation, cellular component: extracellular region. Bases 715 to 960 code for a protein of 81 amino acids. Lineage: Eukaryota; Viridiplantae; Streptophyta; Magnoliopsida; Brassicales; Brassicaceae. The record is from RefSeq and is marked reviewed.